AUGAGGUACGGGUCCGUCAAGAAGACUUUCGAAUCCGACCGAUGUUUGGGUAUGCGGGUUCAUGACCAAUUAAGGCCGGCUUCAUGCGCGGGUUCAAGGAGAGAGGGGAGGGGGUUUGGGAAAGUUUGGGAAGUUUUUGAAAAUUCAUUAUACAGUCAAAAUCAUGCCCAACCAAUCGUCAUGGAUAAUAUAAGAAUUUUUGUUUUGUGAAAGGGGUGGUUUUUUGUAUGAAUUUUCAUGUACAGUGGCGGGCCUGAUCCAGUGGCAAAACACGUACCAUUUUGGAUCCGGGAAGUAUCAAAAAUGCAGCAAAAUACCUCCCUCUCCAAGUCAAGAAAUUCCGAUUUCAAAAGCGCACACCCUUUUUGUGAGGUAAAGGAGUUUAUUUUUGUUGUAGUGGGAGGUAUUUUGCCAUAUUUUUCAUACUUCCCGGAUGCAAACUUAUACGUUUUUUGCCAAUGGUUCAAAAAAAAUUAAUGUUAAAAGUCACCGAUUUUUCUUGAAUAUAAUUUUAAAGAUUGCAUUUAUUACGGUCCUUGUGUUCAACGAAUUGUUUGGCAAGCCGGUUGCGCCACCAAUUCGACCCCAGCGCUAUUAUAUAACCGACUGUUUCCCAGGAUUUCGCGCAUACAAGAGAACGACCUCGUCCCUUUCGGAUUAUUCAUCGCUCACCUGGCCAAAAAUGACUGUCUCAAAUGGGGUUUCCCAUUCGGAAAUUCGAUCAGGAUUAGGCUGGUCCGCAAUAUAAACCAGGGGUAAUAAUGGGGUGCAAAGCAGCUGGAAAAAACGUUGUGGAUUUGGGGUUUGUCUGCAAUAUGAUUGUUGUUGAGUAGGGUUUGGGUAAUGACAAAAAAAUAUUUUUUAGGACGAGUUUUUUUGUGGUCUGAGUAGCUGACAAUGACAUAGUUAACAAGGGAAAACGCUCGAUGUGCGACGCUCAGAUUUUCUUUAUAUUUUGCACACACGCUGGACGUAGAUGCUAUAUCAAUUCUUCAAAAUUUUAGUUUGUGCUUUGCAGUAGAAGUCGAGAUAUUCAACGAUUUUUGCCAAAGAGAGAGUACGCAAAACGCGGAGAGCGGUCAGAGGGAAAACGCUUUCUGGCCGGAUCUUUGCCAGUUUCGUGUUGAUUUUAUUGUGGAAACAUCACCUGCUGCAGUAAAAAUAAAUAAAAUAAACAAAAAAUUUAUUACUUACAGGAUGAAUUGUAGAUAUUAUACUAACAGGGGAAGUACUCCAAGUGCGACGCUCAGAUUUUCGUUAAAUUUUGCAGACACGUCGGGCAUGGACUAAAUAUCAAUUCCUGAAAGUUUUAGCUCGCGCUUUGCCGGUGCCGCCGAGAUAUCGGACGAUUUAUGCCGCCGAGAGAGCAUGCUAAACGUGGAGAGCGGUCAGAGAGAAAACCGCUUUUUUGGCCAUAACUUUGGCAGUUUCGAGCGGAAAAAUUUGAUUUUUUGUAGAAACAUUAUUCUUUACGGUUGAAAUAGGCACGAAACUUUUCGUACCGAAAUUCGGCAAAAAGUCCUAAAUUUUGGCCAACUUUAAAUCUCGGUUGUUUGUGCAAAGCGCGAGCUAGAAUUCUCGCAUAUAUCUUAGAAAAAAUUAUUCUAAAUCUGUGCCAAGUUUCAUCAAAAUCUGAGCGUCGCACUUGGAGUACUUCCCCUGUAAAUUUUAUAUUCCCCUUUCGCCCUCUUUAAUCCAAUUUUUUUACUUUCCCUUCUCACGCCGUAGAUUCGCUUCCCAAUCCAACUUGAAGGAUUUGUUGAGGGAAAUCAAGCGAUUACAAAUAUAUCGAAAAGGAAAGUUUUUUUUUGCUGAAAUGAGAUAUUAUAUUCGAGUGGUCGCGUGUGUAUUUUACGUGAAGAAAUGUUUCGCGAAAUUAAAGAGUAACGAUUUAGCUUUGGAAUACAAUGAAAUCAAGGAUACGAUGAGGCUGCCAGCAUCAUGCUCACUGCCAAAGAUGAAUUUUGUUAGGAUUUUUAUUGUAAUUAUUGGAAUAUCUAUUGUUGUUGACUCACUUGUUGAACGUGUACAUAAUUUUGAGGUGGCGGAAGGUAAGUGAAGAGGGCUGUAAAGAGUUUUCAGGGAGUUUAGAAUAUAGAAUCUUUAUUUUUAUGAGUCUGUCGGGAAAAUAAUGAACACAUUGUCGCUGCGCCGAUCACGUCGCUGAAGCGAAAAUCAAUUUGAUUUUUUUGCGAUACAAUUCAUUUUCUCAAUGGCGAUCAAUUUUCGAUGCCACAGAGUGCUCAUUAUUUUCCCGACAAGCUAAUAUACAGAGCUUUACGGCAGCUUAGCACAUUUGGCUGGGCAAAAUUUGGUGUCGCAAAGCUUGCCGACUACAAUUUCAGGCAGAAGUUUUUUGGGUACUUUCCUUGUGAGUUUAGACUUACAUUAGUCUUAAUAAAGCUUAGGCUUGAAUAAUCUUACAGUUAGACCUUCGUUAGCGUUACAUGAUUUGCUGUUUGUGCUUCACGCACAAAGUGCAAUGUGACCGUAAACGCAAGUGUUUUUUCUGCCUUUCGGCGCUACCAGCAAAUGCCCUAUAUAUCAUGGCUUUGAAUGGAGACCAGAGAUUGCCACGGUCAGCUCCGGCUCCGAAUCCAUUUUUUCCAAAAAUAAAUGUUACUAGUGCCAAAGACACAGACCCACCGUUUUUGUAGCCAAGCCGUACGCAACACAUUCUUCUCAGCAUCUUUCAAGCAAUUUGGUUUAACAAGAUCACGAAAUUUUUACUUCCUGGACGUUGAGAAGCCUGGCUCCGACUUUGGGCUCGGUAGCCGGAGCCGCUCAGAGCCGGAGCCGUGGCAAUCUCUGAUGGAGACUCAGUUUGAAUUUUCGUUAAAAUUUCUUUGUCUAGCGUGCGGCCCUUACUAAAAGUUGCCCGGUAGGCGUUUGAAAAGACAGAGUCUGAGUUCGGGGCCUCGCAACAACUUUUGAAAAAGUAUUGGUCCUGUUGUAAUAAUUAAAUAAUAAGCUCCAACAUAUUUUCGUCACGUUUUUAGAAACACCCCCACUUACUAUUGUUGGCAAGAUUUCUCUUAUCCCUGACGUCGAUUAUCGCCUGUCUGCUUCCGAUGAAGCCCGAAGGUUGUUUAAUUUUGAUCUACAAACUGGCUACAUCACAACCAAAGUGGUCAUUGACAGAGAAAGUCUGGUGGAGGGAGAUGUUCAAACGUUGAAACUGAUUGAUCAGGACUCAUUUAAUAUCGACGAAAUUCGAAUAAAAGUUCUGGAUGUCAACGACAACGAGCCGGAUUUCGGAGUUACCCAAAAGGUUUGUAAAAUACGUUAUCUCAAACAGCCUUUUUCACUGUAGAAUUUUCAAAUCCUGGAGGCGGCUCCGAUUGGGUCAAAGCUAAUCUUGCCGAUGGCAAAUGACAAGGAUAAUGACGAAAAUGGAGAAAUUGUGGAGUACUCCAUAGUUCCCGAAGGGUCUCCGUUCAAUGUUGUAAACUUGGAUGGGAGUCUGCAUCUGGAACUGAUGAGAGCUCUGGAUCGAGAGGCUGUGGAAAGAUAUGAACUUACAGUUAUUGCGAGAGAUGGUGGUAGUCCUUCAAGGUGAGAUACAACCAAAUUCGGCAAAGCCAAGCCCCCUACGACAAAUAUUCGAGACAACAGUUUCUGAGACCAAAAAGUCAGAUUUAGACAAAAAAGGAACCUCCUUACAGCGAAACCCUUCUAUCGGUCUGUCGGGAAAAUUAUGAGCACUCUGUCGCAUUGCCGCCGAGAGAAUGAAUUGGGUCGCGAUAUAAUCAAUUUCAGCGACGCGAUUGGCGCAGCGACAUUAGAGAGUCGAGAUAUUAGUUUGUCGGGAAAAUAAUGUGGAUUAAUUGACCUUGGAAUCUCCCAGCAUCGUUUUACGGUAUCUAGCAACGACUGGAGAUUUCGUGCACGACCCGAGACAUUUUUCUGCUAUCCACAUUAUUUUCCCGACAAAUUGAUAAAUAUCGUUCUGUCGGGAAAAUAAUGAGCGCAAUGUGAUUGACUCUCAAUCAAGUCGCUGAAGUGAAAAUAAAUUUGAUUUUUCCGCGACACAAUUCCUUUUCUCUGCGGCGAUGCGAUUUUCAAUGCGACAGGGUCCUCAUUAUUUUCCCGACAGACUGAUAAUUUACUAUUGCUUAUCAUAUUUCAAUUCCAAACCACCUCUGCUUUUAGAACAGGAAAAUUGCAAGUGGAAAUUCAAGUUGUCGACGUCAACGAUAACUUUCCCGUAUUCGAGAAAAACUUGUAUGAAUUCACAAUAGCUAACUCAACAAGAUCCGGAGAUACCAUUGGAAAAGUUAUAGCGACUGACAAAGAUUUGGCUGACAAUGGAAGAAUAUCGUAUAGGCUUUUUUCCGGGCCCUCCGCGGACUUUCAACUCAACUCGGAGACUGGGGAAAUUCAAGUGAAAGUAGGCUCUCGAGAGGUAUCUUUCCAAUGUAAUCAAUUCUUAGAAUGCUACAGUAAACUGUUCGGAGCCAUGCUCAAUAAUUGUCGAAGCUGUGGAUCAUGGAGUUCCGGCGUUAAAAAGUCAGACCACAGUGGAAAUUAGGUCUAUUGGAGAGAAAAAGCAGCUAUUCAAGGUUAACAUAAGGUAUGUUCAACUUUCAAAAAAGGGUUUUUAAUCUUAAAACACCAUUUAUGGCGCGUAUAUCAGUUCUGUCGGGGAAAUAGUGAGCGCAAAUUUGAAGAGAAAAGAAAUUAGAUUUUGCCGCGACACAAUUCAUUUUCUCGGCGGUGAUCCCGAUUUUCGAUGCGGCAGAGUGCUCAAUAUUUUCCCGACAGACUGAUACAUGCCACAAGUCCUGAUAUGGGUCUGUCGGGAAAAUAGUGGCGGUCGUCGCGCUUCGGAAUCGCCCAUCAUUGCUUUGCGGCGGAUGGCAGCAGCUGGAAAUGUGGCCCCCCGGCCGCAUCCUUCUUUGGCGAAAUCCUUUUUUAGUUGGGACGAGCCGCCACUAUUUUUCCGACAGACUGACAAUUUGCAUAGUGCAAAAAAUGUGUUACAUCGUACCAUCGCUCCAUUUUUUGCGAUUUUCGCAGCGACGCGCCAAAACUGUACAAUACAAAUUAUCACGACUUUUUAGCACGCGCAGUAUUCUAAUUCCAAAUUUAGGACAUACCCGCCUGGCCAAAACUACGCUGUGAUAUCCGAAGAAGCUGCCAAUGGAGUAACUGUGGCUGUGAUCACUGUCAAAAGCCUAUAUCGCAAUGCCCAUGAGAGCAUCGGCUUAGUGAAUCAUCAAGAGGUGUUUUACAUUGAAACUGGAGAUGGCUUCGGUGUUCUGCGGGUGAAAAACAUGAGCCUGGCGACGAGAGAGCGAGAGUUUGAGGUGGUCAUUCGUGUCGGUGGAAGUGAGGAAGGCGAUGAUUUUGUUGACAAAAAACUGAAGGCAAGUCUAAUACAACGAAAGCUAAAGGAGGUUGGAAAGCGGAGAAACUUUAUCAAGGAUAAAUAUUAUGUGUUAUAGAGUCGUUUUUGCUGUAUGGGUUUUAUUUUGGCCUAAAAUUAACUUUGGUAGCCACUGACAACGUUUAUUACCGCAACAAAAAAUCUUAGAUACUUCAAAAUGCAGCUUAAUUCUAGAGCGAACCCCUGACGGACCCUGAUAUAACACACAAUUUCCCUAUGUAUACCGAACAUUGAUUUAUUCUACCGUAAAAUUUCCACAGCCAGAGCCAUGAACUUUUAUUUGCAACGCGUAUUUCAGGUAUUUAUUCUCGACAAAUUCGACUCCCCGCCCAAGAUUUUACAACAAAACCAAACCAUCUUUCUUUCAACCCAGCCUUCUACGAAUCAGGAGCUAGCGCAAAUUACAGUUGCCAAUUCGAAUAUUGACUAUGCUUUUGAGCUGAUGAAUCAUCAAGACGAGUUCUUUGUUGAUCCGGUGAUUGGAACGGUCUAUGCAAAAUUGGAAGGGCUGAGAAGCCCUCGUUACGAGUUGAAGGUGAAGAUUCGGAAUCCAGCGCCCUCUCUGCAAUGCUCGUUUGCCUAUAUCAUUGUUCGACUGGACGGGAGUGCUCUGCAGGAAAGGUCAAGGUUCAAGAAGGAUGUGUUUGUUUUUGAGGUAGGCUGUGGCUGAGAUACUGAGACAAGGUCUGGACUAAAUUAGAUGAGUAAGAUCCUCUAGUGCUCACCUACAUGAAGAGUAAAUCCUAUAUAAAUACUAACCCCUAACGAAUACAUAAUCAUAACUAAAAAACAGCUACGGUGAGGGCCUUGAUCUAGUGGAAACAACGUAUCAUUUUGCAUCCGGGAAGCAUCAAAAAUGUGGCAAAAUACCUCCCUCUACAACUACGAAGAACUCCGUCUUGAAAGGCGCGCCCUUUUCCUCACAAGUAUUAUAGAAGGGCGCGCUUUUGAAAUCGGAGUUUUUUUCACUUGGAGAGGGAGGUAUUUUGCUGCAUUUAUGCUACUUCCCGGAUGCAAAGUGGUAUGUUUUUUGCCAAUGGAUCAGGUUCGCCACUGUAUGAAUCAGCUCGUAUUUUACCACUUCCAGGUGCCCGAGAACUCCGAAAUCAUCGAUCCAAUUGGCAUUCUUUUAUUGACUUCUGAAGCGUCCAAAUCAAUCGAAUUUGAAAUUAGAGAGCCUUCCAUGGACAGGUUCUUCAGGAUCGACGAGGGAUUACUGUACUCGAAAAAUAAGCUCGAUUUUGAAAAAGAAAACAUCUUCAUUUUCACAGUCAAUCUGAAGGAGCCAAAGUCAUCAAAUGUGUUGGACUCUUGCAAAGUUGUAGUGAAAGUUCAGGUAAGUUCUCAUAUUUUUUGACGUCUUGCCGUCUCUUUUAAGCUUGCAAUACUACUAUCAGUCUGUAGGGAAAAUAAUGAGCACAAUCACGAUUUCAGGACCUCAACGACAACUCUCCGUAUUUCCGCGAAACCAUCGCUCAUUUAACCCUGGGCGUGCACGAAAACACACCUAAAGAAAUCUACUAUUUCCAAGCGCACGAUGACGAUAAAUUCGAUGAAUUAGAAUACCAUCUUCUUGACGCUCCAGCCGAGAAUUUCGAUGUGAAAAACGAUGGAAUUUUGGUUCUAAAAUCGGCCAACAACUUGAGAGACACGACAAAAAUCGUUGUUGGCGCAAAAGAUAGGGAUGGCCAUAUGGCCUCGAACAAUUUGACAGUCUCCAUUCGUUGGAAAGAAGAUGUGGGCCAUGUGCCGAAGAUGGGGAAUGAAGUGAGAGUGUUUGGAGUGGAGGAGAAUGAACGGGCCGACUAUUUUUUGGGAGAAAUCAAUGUGGAGAAGAAGGAGGUAUGUCGAGGGUUUGCUGGAGAAUUUUUGGAACAGCAAUGCUUACGAGUGAAGUGUUCCAAGUGCGAUGCAUCGGCCAUGGCUGAAAUCCGGAGCCCGUGCCUAAAAAAAUAUUGAAAGUUCGGUCAGGCGGCCCGGGUAAAAUUUCUUGUGUUCAGUGACGGACCUGAUUCAGUGGCAAAAAAAGUGCCAUUUUACAGCCAGAAAGCAUCAAAAAAUGUGGCAAAAUGCCUCCCUCUCGAACUAAAAAAACUUCUUUUUGAAGAGCCCUUUCCCCCACAAAAAGAGCGGGCGCGCUUUUGAAAUUGGAGUUUUUUCACUUGGAGAGGGAGGUAUUUUGCUACAUUUUUGAUACCUCCCGGAAGCAAAAUAGUACAUUUUUUGCCACUGGACCAGGCAUGCCACUAUAUAUGGACUGCUUGUGGCAAAUUUGAAGCGAAUAUGAUGACUGAUCUUUGAGCACUUUCAUGAUGAAGUUGUCUCCUUAAACACUAAAAAAUUUUUGACAAAAAAAUAGAUUUUUGUCUUUUUUAUUUGCUAUACAGCCAUCAACCAACGCCCUAAUAUUAGUCAUUCUAGGACAUCAACUUCUCAAUCAUCCAUGGCUCCGAUUUCAUUCGAAUCGACCCCUCCGGCAAGCUGUUUACCAAGUCUGUGUUCGAUUUCGAGGAGCAACAAGAAUUCCCAUUCAUCGUGCUGCUCAAAUCAGACGAUUUUAUUCUGACACAACGUUGUUUUUUGUUAAUAUUUGACAUUAAUGAUAGCCCUCCAAAAUUUGAAGAUUCAAACUAUUCGUUGGAAUAUUCAAAUUCUCCAAAAUUUUCGCCCAUCGGAAGAAUUCGGGCGAAAGAUGUGGACUCAAACUCGAGCAUAACGUACUCUACGGACAGUGAAUUUGUAAAGAUUGACAGUAAAACUGGGUUGUUUAGAAUGAACGAAAAUGGCGUGGACUUCAACGAAAUUAAUUUGACAAUCACCGCCGAGGACGAUGACAAUCCAGGAUUUGUGGGAAAACAAAGAGUGAAAGUGCGCAAAAAGGCAGCGGUAAAAGUGAGUUUACAGCGUUUUUUGUCAUGUUUAUUUUGAUGAAACUAGAGGCAAAUUCAGGCUAAAGUCUUGCGAGGUCCCCUUUGUAAAUUUUUUUAGUUAAAAAGAAGCGGUGACAUUUUAUACGAUGAAAUUUUUUUGAAAACUUGCGGCUUCAUGGAGGGGAAUAACCCCAAGUGCGACGCUCCGAUUUUCUUUAAAUUUUGCAUACACUUCGGGCAUAGAGCACAUAUCAAUUCCUGAAAAUUUUAGCUCGCACUUUACAGGGACAGUCCAGAUAUUAAACGGCUUUUUUCGGCCGAGAGAGCACGCGAAAGAGGGAGACCGGUCAGAGAGAAAAACGAGUUUGGCCGUAUCUUUGUCAGUUUUGCAUAAAAAAAAUUAUUUUUUGUGGAAAUAUUACUCUCUGCGGUAGAAAUAGCCAUGAAACUUAUUAUGCUAUGAUUCGCAAAAGCAUGGCAAAUUUUUUUCAACUCUCUAAUACAGUGAAUGGGCUACAGUGACGGACCUGAUCCAGUGGCAAAAAACGUUUCAUUUUGCAUACGGGAAAUAUCAAAAAUGUAGCAAAAUGCCUCCCUCUUCAACUAAAAAAGACUCCGUUUUGAACUGCGCGCCCUUUCCCUCACAAAAAAAGCGGGCGCGCUUUUGAAAUCAGAGCUUUUUCGCUUCGAAAGGGAGGCAUUUUGCUGCAUUUUUGAUACUUCCCGGAUGCAAAAUGGUACGUUUUUUGCCAAUGGAUCAGGUCCGCCACUGUAUGCCACCAGCAUUGACCUUAAUUCUCUCAUUUCCAGUCUCUAAAGAUCCCAGCAAAGCAAUCAUUGCUGAUUUCGGAAUCGGCCCUCAAAGGAAAGCUUUUGCUGGACCUAAACCCCAAAAACGAGCCGAGAAUACAAACUCAAAUUGAGAACAUUGACGAAAACUUCGUUUUGUCGUCCAAUGGGAAGCUUCGGCUCCGAAAAAUCCCCAAAUUUGGAAGCUUAACUUACUUGAAGAUUGCCGUAUUUGAUAAUGUGCUAAAUGAGACAUUUCUGACGAUGGUUGAGAUUUUUACAGCGGUAAGUCGUAUGCCUUACGUAUGUUUUACAUAUGUCUUCAUAUUUUUUUAGGAGUCAAUAGAGGUCAAAUUAUUUUGUCCAUCCGACGGAAAGAUGCGCGGUUUACAAAAUGCUUCGCUUGGUGAAGAGUUUGACAUUCUCGCGGAUCCAAAACUUCUUGGUAAAGUUAGAUACGAACUUACCUCCAAAAAUUUCCUGAUCGACAAGUAUUCUGGAAAGGCAAGUUUGAACAAUAAGCUUUGUACAUACUUUGCACCACAUCUCGAAUUUUCGGGUCGAGGACAGUCGAUCGAUACGGGGCGUAGCACGUCAAACUGAGGAGUCCGGUGACCGGAAUAGACUCUUCGCUAUCGGUUUUUUACAUUUCGUCUUGAUUUCCAGAGAAAGAGAGAAAAAAGACACGCAAAAGCAUACUCUCUCGCCCCAAAAAUUCCCCAUUUCUUCUCCGACAAAAAGUUUUUUCGCGUCUUUUUUGGCAAAUUGCCAAUCCAUUCACCGCACUGUUUUAGCUUAUCUCAGUUUGACGUGCAUAGGACAGCUGGAGGCCCAAAAAAAGGUUGUAGGAAGCGCCUAUGAGGCCUGGCAAGAUCGUUAGAUGGUCGGCGGAGGCUCAGCGGAGGCUCGGCGGAGACUUGGCGAACACUUGUACUAUGAUCAUUUUUUCUUAUUUUAUCUAUUGGAACGUUAGUUUUCUUUACCCUGAGUAACUGCAACAUAUAAAGGACAAAAAUAUGAGGGCAAACCACGAAGAUCCGUAACUUUUAUCUACCUAACUAAGCGUUCUCGUAGCCUCUCCCGCACAUACAAAGACAAACCGCCCAUAAUAUCGCUGACCCGAACUGUCGCUGACCAGAAAAGUCGUAGCCCCCUUCGUAUACUGUUUACUCAUUUUAGCUUCAAUUACUAAGGCACCCAAGCGAAUCCACCGUUACUUACAAGAUUAUCGACUAUCAUAAUUCAACCAAUUUUGUGUCAUGUCAACUUGAGCUACCCAGGACAUCAUCAAACUUGCCGUAUUCACAAGCUGCAGAAGUUUACGAAUUCCCUGAAGCGAAUUUUGAAUGGAAAUGGCAUGAUGACAAGAGACUAGGGUGUGAAAGAAAGUCCACAUCAAAGCCCACAUUAUUGACAAGCGACAAAAACGAGCUGGUUUAUCAGAAUCCGCAGUUCUUUCAUUUCUCGGAGAACUCCCCAAUCGGUUUUAUUGGCAAAAUUAUGAUUGAAAACGACAACAAAGCAAAUAUCACUAUCUCUGUUGAUAACUCAACAUAUUCCGAGCACUUUGCAAUUUCAAGCGACGGAAAGAUAACGGUGACAAAGCUGGUGGAUCGAGAGGAAAUCGGCUUUUUUGUCUUGGAUGUCCGACAUUCUGAUGAUGACAAGGCUAUCGGGAAAUCGACAAAGACAAAAGUUUUUGUUUUUGUGGAUGACGAAAAUGACAAUCCUGCAAAGUUUGUGGAUAACGAGAAGACUGUCGAAGUGUCGGAGAACGCCGAAAUUGGCAGUGUGAUCUACAAGUUCAAGGUGGAGGACAGAGACUUUGGUAUGUAAAUAUACGUUCUAAGACUCGGUUAAAUAAUUAUGGACCAGCAAAGACAAUGGGGGCCAGAUCCCGUGGCAAAAAACGUAUAAUUUUGCAUCCGGGAAGUAUCAAAAAAUGUGGCAAAAUGCCUCCCUCUACAAGUGAAAAAACUUCGUUUUGAAGAGUGCGCCCAUUUUCCUCACAAAAAGAGUGGGUGCGCUUUUGAAAUCUGAGUUUUUUUCGACUUGGAGGGUGAGGUAUUUUGCCACAUUUUUUAACACUUCCUGGAUGCAAGAUGGUACGUUUUUUACCACUGGAUCAGGUCCCUUGGCAAAUCUUGUAUACUUUCUGAACCUAGACUCAUUGCCCCCUAAUUAUUGGCGACCAAAUGGACGCCCUCUAAUUUUCUCUGCUCUGCCCUCUAAUUUCACUGCCCUCUAAUUAUCUGGCGCGCCGAAACGGACGCCAUGCCAGCAUUCAGUGAAUAAUUUUUUUCUGCUGUCAGAUUGUCUGGCAUGGGAAAGCCUCCAAACCAAAAGAUUUGGGGUAAAGUUGUGUUGGAAUGUUUUGUUCGUUGUUAUCUUCGACUUCCGCGAAAUUUUCGAGUUCAUGGAGCUACGAUUGGGGAAAUAUUUCGAUGACUGGGGAAACUGAAAAGUGUUAUUUUUCUUCGAUGCACAUGUCGAAAUUAGGACAAUCGAACGCGCGCUGAUUUCAAGAAUGACAUUUUUUUUUGAUCAUUACUAUUUUCCUUUUAAGGGAAAUACUUAAAAGUAGUACUGUAAAGGGGUAAUUUUUUAAACUUUUUUCACUGUUUUAAAUUUUGGGGGUUUUUGAUAGUGCUGAUUCCAAAAAUCUUUAUUCUUUUUUGAGUUGAAAUCAGCACUAUCGAAAACCCCUAAAUCAAGUAUUUGUAAAACAAAUUCAAAAAAUACUAUUUUACAGUACUGUUCAAAAAAAAAAUUAACGAUCAAAAGGAAAUGAAUGUCAUUUUCGAAAUCAGCACCACUGAUUCUCCUAAUCUCGACACUUUCAUCAAAGAAAAAUAAUACUUUUCGGUUUCCCGAUUGUCUUUUUCCCCAAUGGUCCUUUUUCCAAUUGUUCCACGUUAGUUUUUGCUGUUAUAAAUAGUAUGUUUUCUAUGUUGUAGAUGAGUUUUUUAAUCAGUCGCCCAAUUCGCAAUGAAACCGCUGACUCCAAUUAUGAUGACCAAACUCGUGAGAAUCAAGUGAAUUCAGUCGAUGUUCCAGCAAGGCGGAAACGCGGAGCCAAGAAGGAAUAUCAGAAAUUAAUGGAAUUUCGUGACAGGGAAGCAUUCAAAGAUUGGAUCAAGGCCGAAGGAACUUGGAACUUCAAACAUUCCCGAGGCCACAAGCUCAGAAAACACGAAUAUGAGUGUAAAUUCAAUCGUCGGAAAGGAACAAAAGGUAAUUUUUAUAAUUUUUUUUUCGGAACUGGGACGAUUGGGGAAACCGAAUCGUUAUUUUUCUUCGAUGCAAAUGUCGAAAUUAGGACAAUCGAUGGUGCUGAUUUCGAAAAUGACAUUCAUUUUUUUUGAUUGUUACUUUUCUUGUUAAGUAGUACUGUAAAGUAGUUAUUUUCUUAAAAAUUUUUUCAUAAAUAUUCGAUUUAGGGGUUUUCGAGGGUGCUGAUUUCGAAAAUGACAUUCAUUUUUUUAUUGUUACUUUUUUCCUUAAGUAGUACUGUAAAGUAGUACUUCUUUCGAAUUUACUCAAUUUAGGGGGUUUCGAUAGUGCUGAUUUCGAAAAUCAUGUUAACUUUUCCUCUAGUACUAUAUAGUACUAUCUGAUACUAUCUAGUACGAGGUGAAAAUUUGACCUUUAUGCGUUAGUGGUGUUGUUCUGGUGCCUCGUACUGCUAUUUUCCCCUCGUACAAUAUAGUAUCAUGUAGUAUUAUCAAAAAUAGCACCAAGUUUUUAAAACGUGUUUUUUAAGAGUACUGAGCAUCAAAACAACACCAUUAAUGUCAAAAGCCAUAUUUUCUCGUACUGCAUAGUAUCAGAUAGUACGUACUAUAUAGUACUAGAGGAAAAGUUAACAUGAUUUUCGAAAUCAGCAUCAUCGAAAACCCCUAAAUCGAGUGUUUAUGACAGAAAUUAUAAAAGGUACUACUUUACAGUACUACUUAAAGAAAAAAGUAACAAUCAUAAAAUGAGUUUCAUUUUCGAAAUCAGCACCAUCGAUUAUCCUAGUUUCCACAUUUACAUCGAGGAAAAAUUAUACUUUUAGGUUGCCCCAAAAUUUUUCGUUAUACAUAUAAUAUAACUUUAUAUAGCUAUUCCGUGCUUUACAUUUUAGAGAAAUGUGAGAUCAAACUGAUUGGUGAAGAAGAUCAUGAAGGCCGGAUCACUGUUUUGACUUACGGCAGCCACACAGUCCACGCCUCAUUGCAAAGGAGACUUCCGGAAGGGGCCAGGAGUGCGAUUGAAGCCAAAUUCAACGAGUACCCUUCGAUUCUACCGGAAAUCGCGUAUCGAGAUCUGAAGUCAGAACAUCCUCUGUUAACUCUAAAACAAGUUCAAGGUGUCAUCUAUCACUUGCGGUCUAGGCUGAAAGAUGAUUGUCGAUGGAGCGAAUUUGUCAAGAUUUUUCAAGCGAUGGAAAACCCGGCAAAUGAUGACGAAAUGGUCGAACUGGAAGAUACCAAAAGUAUUAAUGUUCGGAGUUCCAAAUGGGCAAUAAUGCAAUGCUAG
Bursaphelenchus xylophilus (pine wood nematode) is the source of this 13569-nucleotide messenger RNA. The record is from the annotation of a GenBank genome assembly. NCBI's taxonomy places the organism in Eukaryota, Metazoa, Nematoda, Chromadorea, Rhabditida, Aphelenchoididae.